This is a messenger RNA of Aphidius gifuensis, 1254 nucleotides long. RefSeq lists its product as uncharacterized. NCBI's taxonomy places the organism in Eukaryota, Metazoa, Arthropoda, Insecta, Hymenoptera, Braconidae. The transcript is spliced from 5 exons. The record is from RefSeq and is a predicted model, not a curated record. Gene Ontology annotation, molecular function: protein binding. Gene Ontology annotation, cellular component: SCF ubiquitin ligase complex. Gene Ontology annotation, biological process: SCF-dependent proteasomal ubiquitin-dependent protein catabolic process. The coding region runs from base 1 to 1254 and encodes 417 amino acids.
AUGUCAACACGUUCUUCUAACAAAAAGAAUAAUGAGAUAUACUAUGAGCAUCAUGAUUAUUCAAUAAUUGACUUUGUUGAUGAUGAUUGUCUGGCUGAAAUAUUCAUGUAUGUGCCAGCAUGUGAAAGACCUAAAAUUGCAUCGGUAUGUCAAAAAUGGAAAAGAGCCCUUGAUUAUUCUUGGAGUAAUGUCAAAAAACUUCAACUAACUCACUGGGAAUACAAUGAGUAUCCAAAUUGUUUGAUAAAAUAUCCAACAAAAGAUAGAAAAUUAAGCUUUUUAAAAUCAUUGCUUAAUAAAUGUGGCCGUUAUUUAACACAAUUAGACUUGACAGCAUAUGGUCAUAGUGACAUAGUGCGAGUUAUUAAUGAAUAUUGCCCAAACCUUGUGAAACUUAGAUUAAGAUUCAACCCUGAUAAGGUCGAAGAUAUAACGAUGGAGGUAUUUUCACGUCUAUCUAAGCUUAAAGUAUUAACAGUUAUAUUUCAAUAUGACUGGACACAGAACUAUAGGGUUCAUUAUUUAUUCACUGCAUUGUUAUCCCUUGCUAAAACAUUGACUGAUCUGACUCUGUUCAAUUGGCAAGAUGAGGUAUCCUGUAUAGAUCCUAAAUUUAAUAGAUUCUGUAGAUUUUCGACGCUCACCGAAUAUGUGUUUUGUCGACUAAAGAAUCUGAAAAGAUUUGAAUUUGGUGGUAUAAAAGCGUACCCAGAGUUAGAAAAGUAUCUGAGAAAUAAUCACACAAUAGAAUGUUCUGACUAUGAUCGUUCCUUAAACAAAAAUGUCAUUAAGCCAAAUGAGUUUGGGUCAGUUAUGAAUAUAACUACAUUGAGUUUGUUAAAAUACAAAGUUUCAGAUGAUAGUUUGUAUACUAUUGCCAAUACCAUGAAGCAAUUAACAAAGCUCAAGAUAAAUUGUGAAUGGAUAACUAAUGAUGGUGUAGUAGCCAUUUCAAAGAUGAAUAAUUUAACACAUCUUUGUUUUUUCGGCGUUAAUGACAGCAUUGAUUCUUCAUCAAUUAAAUUGCUCAAAAACUUGAAUAAGUUAAUGUUACUACGCAGCAAUAAAAUUACUGAUGAUUUAGCCAUAAAAGUUCUCGAAAAUUCACCAAAGAUGGAGAUGCUUUUAGUUCCAAAUACAAGUGUAACUGUUGAAUUUAUAAAAAAAGCAGCAGAAAUAUUAAGAAAUCGAAAACAACGCUUGCUUUUAGCUGUUUCUUUCAAAAUUGAUAAAAAACUGAUAACCGACUAUUAA